GCUUGUUAUUUUUUGUGAACUAUAUUCAGUAUUUUUGCGUUUCUUUUUGAAUUCAAGAUACCAAAAAACAGUAAAAACAAAUAAUAUUUUCAAAUUUCUUCUAUUUGAAGGUGUAAAACUUUUUCAACUAAUCUUAUAAUACACCAACGGGACGCAAUGACCUCGUGCGUUUGAUCUGUGUAAUCUCCGUAAAUAACAUCGUUCUCAUGGUGCUCUGAAGGAGAACAUAGCAAAACUGAAUAUGCAGUCUGCUAUAAGUCCUCGUAAAAAGCUGAAAAGUCCAUUACAGGAUGCUAUCAUCAAUCCCAAAACAUCUGUCACAUGCUCAAAUGUCCCAGACAGUCUAUUUGAUGCAGCUGCAGCCAAGAAGCACUUCAGCAAGUUUGGACGAGUCCAGAAAAUAAGGCUUUUCCCAAAGCGUCACAUUUGUAUCAUAGAGUAUGACCAGCCAAGCUCUGCUGAGAGGGCUGUGCUAAAUGCUGGUGCUUAUGAUGGCUUCAUGUUUGACGUUACUCGCCGUCAAGCUAGGGUGCGAAAACGCAGCACAAGAAAAGAUGAUGAUCCAGACUGGGUGCCUGAUUCUGAUGUUGAAGAGGAACUAUCAGCUAUGGGUGGAGCACCAACUUACAGAGUCACUCGUCAAAAAUCCAUGGAUGUUGAGCCGGAAGUUAAAACCCCACCUUCAAAAUUGAGGAUACCGGCGAGAUCACUGAAACAGACUCCAUUGAAGAAAAAACUGCCAAUACGAGAGAAGAAGCUUGCGAUUGCACAACCAGCUAAGGACAUGGAAGCUCCAGUGGCGAUAGUGACCACACAAACAACUCUGAGCACCUUGGAGGCAGCAACGGAACUGAAUCAGCUGAGAACCAAGGUUUCCUUGUCUCCUGAUGAGCAAUGGAGAAUUCUGGAUGCAAGAGACAGGAUUUUGAGAGCUUGGGGCGGGGCUGGUUCCCGAAUCAAAGUGGGUGGUGCUACGAUAGGUACCUGUCAAGAUAUGUGCCCAGAAAAAGAGCUAUUGCAUAGACAAGCAGAACAUCAGGUGAUGACGCUAGAGACAGUGGUGGACUCAGACGGGGAGCUGGAACCAUGGCGAGCGGUGAAGCAGUACAGCCGCAGUUCAGCCGACCAGGAGAUCCCCAUGUGCUACGAGUUGCGGCCCGCGCCCGUACUCAUGCGUACAUGCGCUUAUCUGCUGCACGAGAUAGCUGAUACUAAGAGACAGGUCUCAUUGGCUGAUUGGUUCCACUUCAUGUGGGAUCGUUUCCGCGGUAUCAGGAAGGACAUAACACAGCAGGCUCUGUGUUGUGCAGAGUCCAUUUGCUUGGUGGAAAUGUGCGCGCGAUUUCACGCGCACUGUGCCGCUCGCCUCGCAGACCUCGAACAUACGCAGUUUGAUCAGAAGCUCAAUACAGAUAACCUGACAAAAUGUCUGCAAACUCUGAAGCAUAUGUACGCAGAUGUGGGCCCCGAACAAAAGCCUAGGGAAGCAGAAUUUAGAGGAUAUGUUGCACUACUUAAUCUUGGUGACGCUAACUUUUGGUGGGAGAUCAAACAACUGCCAAUCGAGAUACAGAAAUCGGCUCCUAUAAUCUUCGCUAUCAAAGUGUUUAAUGCAAUAGACAACAACAACUACGUGAGAUUCUUCCGCCUAGUGAAAGAAGAAGCGACGUACCUACAAGCAUGUAUUCUAUUGCGAUACUUCAACGAUGUACGAGCUAGGGCUCUCGCCAGGAUCGUCAAAGCUUACGCUCCUAGAGGCGGUUCUCGCUACCCUGCCGAAGAAAUGAUGAACUCACUUGCUUUUGAAACAAUAGAAAACUUGAAAUCGUUCAUCAAUCAUUAUGGUCUCAGACUAGCAAGAACUGAGGAGUGUGAAGGCGAAAUCACAAUAAUAUUGGAUAGAAAUCACUUUAUUGAAGACAGCGAUCCUUAUCCUACAUCAAGAUCUAUUAACUUGAUUGAAUCCAAAAGGAAACUAACAGUGGGUGAAAUUAUAGCUGGCGGACAACUUCCUUCUGCUGAGUAUAGUCGUCAUGCGUUGUACACCAGUUUUAACCCAGAUGGGAGACUAAAGGAAAGUGCACUAACUGCGGGCGAUCAGGGCUACAACACUUUGAACGACAGCAACAAAGACGUACAGACUCUCAAAGCAGAAAUUCAAAGAUUGUCUCAAGGUAGAUCACAUGUGAUGGAAGUAAGAGCACAAGUACCAGAACCCAAGACGAAUCUUUUCGUCAAACCUGAUGUAUUAUCCACAAGUCCAAAACAACAACAAAAAUUCAACGCACCAAUAAACCCCAUAUUUAUGAAACCACCCCCUGCCUUCAACGAAGCCAAGCAGUUUCAAUUUAAGCCAGCUAUACCCGUUGCACCAACGGAUAUUAUUAAAAAUUCGCCCGAAAAAAUUGAAGAUACAAAAAAUAUAUUCUCGUUUUCUAAACCACAAGAAACUGUACCUCCCAACUUAUUCACUAGAAAAAUCGAAAAUACAUCAGGUCCAGGUAAUAAAAUUUUUGGAAAUGUAAACAAUGAUAAGGAUCAAAACUCACAACCUCUAUUCAAAAGUACAAAACCUGAAGAACCUAAUAUAUUCAAAAAACCAGAAUCAAGUUCUGUGUUUGGGCAGCCAAUUCAAACAAAGCCUUCAACAAAUUUGUUUACUAUGCCUAAGAAUGUAUUCUCAGCAAAGGAUGAAAAAGUCGCGGAUCCACAACCAUUAUUUAAUAGUAAGAAUAUAUUUGCUGGUGUUAAGAAUGAUAUCUUCUCAAAACCUGACCCGACACCGGCUUUUGAAAAAAGUGGUAAUAUAUUUGCAAAGCCGAUACCGCCGACGGGAGAAGAUAAGCGUCCAACAAAUAUAUUCGGUAGUUUUUCCAAGCAGGCAGAAAGCAACAAUUUGUUUACCAAACCUGGAAAUGCAGAAGAUCAAUCAAAGCCUAAGAGUAUAUUUGCUAAUGGUGAAGCUGCAACUAGUAAAUUGUCGCCAGGAAGUCUUUUCAAAAGUGCAAUUAUCCCGCCGAACGGUACUGAUAAUAAGAACUAUUCUAUCUUUCAAUCCAAAAAUAAAGCACAAACUGUUGCUGACAAUAUUUUAAAUUCAAUACCACCAACGGAUACUCCAUCUAUUUACGAAUUUAACCAAAACGAGGAUGAAGAACAAAAACAGGCGGAGCUUCAGCGUCUUAAUGCUGAAAGAAUGCGAAAGGAAGAGGAGAGAUUGUUGCAAGAAAAAAUAAGAAAAGAAGAGGAAAUGAGGAGAAUAGAAAUGCAGCGACAAGAGGAAGAAAGGCGUAAAGAAGAAGCACGAAGAAGACAAGAAGAGCUUAGGCUUCAAGAAGAAAAACGCAGGAAGGAAGAGCAAAGGAUUCAAGAGGAACUUAAGAAGAAAUUGGAGGAAGAAAAGAAGGCCGAGUUAAGACGUAAGGCUGAAGAAGAGCAGAAAUUCAAAGAGAGAGUUGAAAAAGAGUCAGCUGAGCUUGUUGAAGAGCUUAUCACUGAAAUAAAUGAUGCAACUGUAAAGACUAUAUUAAACGAAGAGUUGGAUAAGUUUAACAGUUUAAUGAAUUUUGCUAAUACGGUAACUGAUGAAAUAGUCAUGAAUUUAUCCAAUGAGAUAUCUGAGGCUGAAUUGAAAGCAGAAAUAUUUUUAACACGGCGCAUUAUGAAGAAAUGGUUUUAUGUGUGGAGGAAACAAUACAAAAGGAAUAUAAAGAGGCGAAACCUUCUAGAGGAUACUCCUGUUUGGCUGACUCGUAAGACUCCACUAGAAGAGGCAUCGUGUUUGAGACGAUUUGUUGAAAACGCUGCACUAAGAAAUAUGAAUGCCAUUCACAGAGGUUACAAGUUUACUGGGGAACUAAGACAAUUGCCAACUCCUGAACCAUACAACAUUAUGGAAAUAAUUAGAUCGCCUCUAUUGAAGCGCAUGAAACAAAUAAGCUAUCCAUACGAUAAAUGCUUCUUUUGGAAACUGACCCUUGUGUCACCUGGUGGAAUGAAAUGGUUACACAAGAAGGUUAACAUCGAAAAAUGGAUUCUGGAUGUUUUCAGUGAUAAAAAACAGCAUGAAGUUUCUGAUACAUUGAUACAUGUUGGGAAACAGUCUUGGAAUCAUUUGAUGGAUUUUGCUAUAUCUGUAAGUUUAAUCAGUAAAGAUAAAGAGAUGAAUGGUAACGAAGCCAUCGAAGGUGAUAAUGCUUUGCUAUUUUAUGCCUCUGAGAAUGAUAACGAUCUUGCGGAGACAAUUGAAGGCACUCUGAAACACAAAUAUCCGUACCAAAUAGUUCCAGUGGCCGUCAUCAUUCCGAAAAUGGAAUUUGUUCAGCACCGCGUGGAAGCCCUUCUGUCAAAUCUUGCACAAAGAAAUAUUAUAGCAGCUUAUAAAAUAUUUAUAAUAGAUUCGCAGAAUGUUCUUGAAGCAUUGAAUGUGUCGACCAAGAGUGCUAUGAAAUGGUUGGCGAAAAAAUUCCCACAAACCCCACCACUGGAAAUAGAUUACUUGAAAUCUAUUUGUCAGAGAUAUCUCGGAAAUGAAAUUUGGUGCAGAUUAAGGUUGGAAAAAGAUAAUCGUAUGAACGUUGUUAUAAGAGAUUUAUACAAAUUAAUUAACUGCUACAACAUGGCUGUGGAUAACUUAACGAAGGCCAUAACAAAUGAAGAUCUAUUUAACUACCCAUCAUUUCCAUUAGAGUUUCAUCAAUAUUUGGAUAUGACAUCUCCUUAUCCAAAACCGCAUGAGUUCAUUCCAAGUAGCGCCAAGACUGCUGAUAAUGUUGCGGCAAUCAAAAGGAUUAUGAAUCAAUUGAAAUUGCCUAACCCUUCAUCGGAGUUUAACCCCGUGAAUGCAAUCAGUAUGCAACAACAAAUGAGUAGCUAUUGCAACCAGAUAGGCUGGUUUGAGAACCCUGAAGAGGUGUUGUGUAGAGUUGUAGCUGUGCUGCCAAAUGAACUCGCAGACAUAACAAUGCCACGUGAGGAUUUCAACAGAUGUUUCGCUCAAUAUAAUCUUUUAGACUUUAUGAAUAUAAUUGUUUAUGAAAAGAUUAAUAGACUGAAGAAUUUCGAAAAUCGAUUUGCAGUUUAUGAGAAAUCUUGUAUGGAAGAUUAUCGUAGUGCACUUUGGUUGUAUGAAGUGAAUGUCAUUACUGAAAUGAAGCACAAAGCUUUAGAGUAUGAAGAUGAUAUUGAUUAUUAUAUAGAAGCCAAGCGUCGGAAGAUAGAAAUGGAUUCAUUAGAAUACCUUAUGUUAGAAGACAAGGAUCGCACAUUAGUUGAUGAAACUAUAAAGGAAACAGAUGAGAACAUAUCCAAAUACGACAACUGUGCAGAAGCUGUCAAACAGCUCGAAAAACAAAUUGAAGAGGGAAAACAGAAAUCAUUAGAAUUUGAAAAUUUACUCAAAGCUGCUUUAGGUGAUAUUUAAAUGAAAGUGUAUUUUUUCUAUAAAAAUGUGAAUGAAUUGUGUUGUUUCAUUAAAUUGAAAUGUUUGAUUUUCUAAA
Helicoverpa armigera (cotton bollworm) is the source of this 5498-nucleotide messenger RNA. It is a transcript of the gene xmas, whose product is annotated as xmas. Lineage: Eukaryota; Metazoa; Arthropoda; Insecta; Lepidoptera; Noctuidae. Gene Ontology annotation, biological process: mRNA export from nucleus. Gene Ontology annotation, molecular function: RNA binding. The coding region runs from base 242 to 5422 and encodes 1726 amino acids. The record is from RefSeq and is a predicted model, not a curated record. The transcript has 10 exons. Gene Ontology annotation, cellular component: transcription export complex 2; nucleus; cytoplasm.